CUGGGAAAACCGCCUGCACCCCGGCAGGCGCUGACGAGGCUGCACACCUCCUGCGGGCACCCUCCGCUCGAUGAGCGAUGCGUCUACGAUGUCGGGAGGUCUGGAUGACAGCCAGCAAGUGUGGACGUCCAUGAAGAUUUACUUUCCGAUCCUCGGCGGUUCAUUGAUCGCGUUUGAAUGGGUGCGACGCCACUCGACGGCGCGGCCGCUCUACGCGUGCCGCGAUCGGUCUCCCGCUUAUGCAUGUCCCGUGGGCUUCCCCAUGUUGAACGAUCGGUUUGGCCGAUGGGUGCUCCCGGCGCUUCGUGUGUCGGACGAUGAGAUCGUCGACGCAUGUGGCCUCGACAGCCUGUGCUUGUUGCGAUUCAUUCGACUUGGGCGCAAGGUUGCCAUGUGUGGAAUCAUCUUGUCAGGUGUACUCUUCCCCGUGUACGCGACAGCGCAGUGGACUCGCAACGACGUGAGCACUCUCGAACGCAUCGCGGUCAACAUCUUGCGCGAGAACGACCAUCGCUUUUGGGCCGCGGUCGUGGCCAUGUAUGUUGUGUCGGCGUACACGUUGCACUUACUUCAUCGCGAGUACAAGGAUUUUGUCGCGCGGCGCCACCAUCUUCUGAGCCAGCCCCACGUGCAGCAGUAUAGCGUCGUCAUUCGCGACCUGCCCAAGCAGCUUCGAACGUGCGAAAGCCUGAAAAAGUACCUGAACCACUUGUUCCCGCAUGCAAUCCACAGCGUCGUUGUGGCAGUGGACUGCAAACCCCUGGAGAAACUGGUGGCCAAACGAGAGCACUGUCGACGACAGCUCGAGCGGGCCCUAACGCAGUACGCCAGUCAGCCGCAGCAACACCGACAUCGUCCCGUGCACAUUGUCAAGAGCCGAGGCACGACCGUCGAUGCGAUCGACUACUUUGGCUCCAAGCUGGAAACGCUCAACUACCGCGUCGCCACCGACGUCGACAACCUCGAGCUGCGACAGAAGCACUUGUACGAAGCCAUGGCGGACGACUGCCUCAUCGAUGCUAGCUGCGUUUCCGAUCCUGGCAUCGAGCGAUCGCAAAGCGGCGAUAUCCAUCCAAGACACUCGACGAGGUCUGGUCCAAUGCAAGUCCUGCCGGCCACCGCUUCUCGUCAUGUCAUCGAAACGAAGAGCCUCCUUGCCCUCAUGCACCCGACGGCGUUUGUCACGUUUCGAACGCUCCUGGGGGCCCACAUGGCCCAGCAACUCCUCCAAACGUCCAAGCCGACGAAAAUGGUGAUCGAAGCCGCUCCCAGCGCCGCCGACAUCAUUUGGGAAAACCUCGGGCUCAAGAUCCACAUGCGCAACACACUCAAGGUCGUCGCGCGGUCCGUCACAAUCGGGAUCGUCGUGUUUUGGACGGUGCCGUCGACGGUCGUGACCUCAUUUUCGUCGGUGGAGUCGCUGCAGAAACUCGUCCCUUCUCUGGGCCCGACAUUUGUCAAGUACAAGUGGCUCGAAGGGCUCUUCAAGCAGCUCGCCCCCCUCGGCCUCGCCAUCAUGACAGCGCUCGCCCCCGUCAUGUUUUUGUGGAUUUCGCGGCGCGAGGGCCACCUGUCCGAGUCGCAAGUGCAAACAGCGCUCCUUCACAAGCUCGUGUACUUUCAAGUGAUUCAGAUUUUCGCCGUGUCUGUGAUCGUCGGGUCGGUGCUCGACAGCCUCGGAGCCCUUGUCGACAACCCCGUCAGCAUCAUCACGAUGCUGGCGAAAGCGAUUCCGGCCCAGGCCGCCGCCUUCACGUCGUACCUUGUCGUCAAGACCAGUCUAACGUUGGUCGUGGAGCUCUUUCGAGUCGGCCCCGUCCUUGUGGGCAUCUUGUACAACCUGCUGGCCCCGAAAACGACUCCCCGCGACCGCGCGUCAGCAUGGUGCGGCCUCUCGCCUGCGUCCGAGCCCGGCGUCGUUCCCCACAGCCAAAUCUUGCCCGACUACUUUCUCGCGAUUCUCUUGACGCUCACCUUCUGCCCCAUGUCGCCCAUCUUGUGUUACUUUGCGUUCGUGUACUUUGCCGUGAGCGACGUCGUGUUCCGCCGCCAGCUCUUGUUUGUGUACGACCCGGUGGUCCACUCGACGGGGUUGCCGUGGCACCCGCUCUACAACUUUGUCAUUAGUGCGCUCGUCAUUGCGCAGCUCACCUUGCUUGGCGUGCUCUCGCUGAAGAAAGCGCCCGGUCCCGUCGUCGCCGCCGCCAUCCUUCCCAUCCUCACCUUCCUCGCGCAUCUCAACAUUCUCAGUUUGUACCCGCGCACCGCGAAAUACCUCCCCCUCCUCGACUGCGUCCGUAUCGACCGCGAUCGGCGGCAUGGACACCACAUCAUGGACUUCCCCGUACACCAGUAUGUUCAGCCAGCCAUGCUAGCCAAGGCCCCCGUCCACCCCGAGCACCCACACGAUGCUCACUCGACAACCCCCGACUGGAUUGCCGCCCCAACGUCGACCCUCGCGGACCAAAGCGAUGGUGUGGGAGAAUAUUUUCUAUGCUCCCAUUAAUGCGAGUCUGUCCACGGACUAUGCCUUCCCUCCAUACACGUACCCAAGGCUAGCCAUGAUGAUGGCGCUCCCUCGUAUCCCUUGUCGACGUGCUAUAGCAUCGCGAGAAUGCGAGUGGACAACGGCAUGUUUCAGAUGCGACGGGGGGAAUGUGCAAGGCGCGAUGGUCGUGGAAAGCGCCUGCCGGGGGAAGGAACCCCAACCGGGAUCGCCGGUGUGCGCAACAUGCUUUCACGACAGAUCGUAUCGAAUAACCUGACAACGACGCAUCGGCUUUCCAACCACGUGACGAGUUUUGAAUGAGCGGAUGGAGUCAAAGGUCGCGAAUAAAGUCGACGCCGUACGUGAUCCGCGGCCGCGCCGUGUCAACGUCGGCAAUGGUCACCGUUGUCGUCGUGUCUCCCAUGUCGACGGCCCACACGAGGGUGGCCGAGUCCAGCGUCGCGAUCAAUCUGCGCUUGUACACGCCGUAUUCCAUCCAGAGCGUCGUCCCGUUCAAACUCACGACGACCGCGCCAUAGUACGCUGGCGACUGCACCGCGUGGUACGUGCCAACGAGGGCCGCUUUCGUCGCGUUCGGGAUGGUGACGCCGGGAAUGUCCCACGGGAUGCCUUGAUAAAAGUACGGAUCACACGCCGACGGACGAAACAACUUGUCGACUUGGGCGAGGGACGCUUGGAAUUGACGGUCCAGCUGCGCCGGGGGGAUGUCCAGGAAGACGCCAAGGAUGUAGGUGCGCAUGAGGUCGAUGGUGGCCAUGUCGCGGGGGCGUCCAGUAAACGAUUGCGCGUUGGCCACCAAGAUGACCCCGACGCCGUGCGCCGGGAGCCAUCCCGUUCGUGUGUGAAACGAAAACGUGUCCCCGCCCUUGUCGACGUACUGGUGGCCAUGCAUGAUGUCCCCAACCACGUCAAAGCCGUACCCGGCCGUGACGGCGUCGCCGUCGGGCACGAAUUCAUACCCGCUGAUCGUGGCAAACUCGACCGGCAACGGCACGACGCUGUGGCCCGUGAUCAGGUCGGCAAUCACGGCGGGGGACUUCAUCAGGCUGCCGCCCUUGCGCAUUAAAAACUCGGAAAACUUGGACAGGUCGGCCGCCGUCGACAAGAUGGACCCUGCGGCGGCGUAGUGGUCGCCGGGCCGGAGCAUCACCCGGGACGAGUUGGUGACAUCGAACGGACCGAGGACUUGUCCAUUGCAGUGAAAAUGCCCCCCCGAGAUGCUCGAGCGACUGUCCUGUGCCCGUCCGACUGUGUUGGUCAUGCCGAGGGGCGUCCAAAUCGCCCUGCGCAUGUACUCGUGCCACGGCUGGUUUGUCACCGCCUCGAUCACUUGGCCGAGAAUCUCGUAGUUCAGGUUGCUGUACGCAUACCCCGGACGGACCUGCCGCGUUGUGUUCAAAUGGCGAAGCGCGUGGACAAGGUUCUUCUCGGUGAGAUACACCCCCGUUGCGAUCACGUCGUCGCCUUCGUAAUCGCCCAAGACAGAGUUCAUGGCGGCGAGGUCGGCAAGGGUCGUGAAUUGCGUCGCAUACGCGUCGGCGAAUUCAAACCACGGCAAGUGCUGUUGCACCGAGUCGGUCCAGGUCAGUUUGCCUUCGUCGACCUGAACGAAUACCCUGCAUGAACCUCCUCCGCAUCUACGGCACACGUACAAGGACAGCGAUGGCCACGGCGACAAACGUUUUCGAGAACGACCCGACUUCGAAGAGCGUGUGUGGGGUCACGACCGCCUUGCGGUUGCCGUGCUACGCAGGAGCGUAUGACGAGACGCCGCUACACGCAGCAAAUACCUCGGCAAGGCCAAACCCUUGGGCAAGCACAGUUCGAUUCGCGUACACCACCGACAGCGCAAGGCCGGGCGCUGGAAACGUGCUCAUUUGACGAUGCACAAACGCAAUGGUGCGGGUAACUUUGUCCUUGAUGCAGGUGAGGUCGCAAGCCGCGAUGGCCUGCGAGAGUGCAUCCUCGGACGGGGUAGCCGCGUCCUGUACGUAUAGUUUUGCCUGCGGCAUCCACACAACUCGAUCGUCGAACCGCACGCCGUGAAUGGCGGUGGCGACCAGCGUCGCGAGCAGCAAGCGGCGUAGCAUCGGUCGAAUUCCCACCGUGCCUUCGAUGGGAUCUACGUACAAUUCGAGUCGAUCGCAAGUUCGUGAGUUGGUAUAAAAUAACGAAUGCGGAU
Molecule: messenger RNA, 4691 nt
Organism: Aphanomyces invadans
Lineage: Eukaryota; Oomycota; Saprolegniomycetes; Saprolegniales; Verrucalvaceae
Exons: 3
Coding region: 71-2506 (811 amino acids)
Cellular component (GO): plasma membrane
Molecular function (GO): calcium-activated cation channel activity
Source: RefSeq, a predicted model, not a curated record